This is a messenger RNA of Phytophthora infestans T30-4, 1261 nucleotides long. RefSeq lists its product as uncharacterized. Lineage: Eukaryota; Oomycota; Peronosporomycetes; Peronosporales; Peronosporaceae. The transcript is spliced from 2 exons. Gene Ontology annotation, biological process: RNA processing. The record is from RefSeq and is a predicted model, not a curated record. Bases 29 to 1261 code for a protein of 410 amino acids.
CAAGUUCGUCUCACCUUACGCCGCCACCAUGGGCAAGUCGCUGAACCCGAUGGAGGUGUAUCGCCGCGAGCAGAAGAAGAAGGAGCUCAAGAAGCACAGAGUGGAUAGACAGAAGGAUAAACAGUCCAAGCUCAGCUCCAUGGAUCCGGUGGACAUCCGAGAGCAGCUCAAGAAUCUCGAGCGCCAGGUGGCUGCCAACCCGACGGACGGGCCCACACGCAAGCGCAAGCAGGAGCUAGAGGACACACUGCGGGCUGUGGUCAAAAAGCAGAAAGAAAUGGCAGACGAGGAGCGAAAGAAACAAGCGAACGCACCGCCACCACCGCCAAUGAGUAUGGCCGAGCUAACGCAGGCCAACAAGGAAAAGUUCCAGAGCCCAGAGAACUCCAUCUACUACCAUCCGACUCUAAACCCGUUCGGAGCGCCGCCACCGGGCAAGCCGCAAGUGUACCGCAACAUGCCAUCCGGUACUGUCGUCCAAGCUGCACCGAGGGGUCAGCCAAGACAAGGACAGCCACAGCAACGACAAUAUAGAAACACAAGAGAUAACCGAGGUAGAGGGCCUCCACCCCCGUCAACGCAGCCGCGUGUUAUUACACGACGGCCUGGGAAGCGACCGCCGUUGCCACCUGGUCCCCCACCUCCAGGGACGAUCCAGGUGCCUCCGAGACCUCCUUUACCGAGUGGGGCGCUUCCUAUUCGGCCGCCCCCGCCACCACCUGCACAGGUUGACGUUGCUAAUCGUACUGUACCUCCUCCUCCCUCGCCACAGCCCCGUGGAAUAGCACCGCUGCCUCCUUCACCCUAUCCGACGAUGACGGCGGACGUCACCGAGGUGCAGAAUAGGAAUGUAGCAGCAGUCGACAUGGAUGACAGCGACUGCGUAGCCCCAUACCCGAUGGAAGAUGACAACGUCACUGCUCCGUACCCACCCGUAGGAGACGAAGACAUAGACGAAGAGGCUGCCGAGCGUGAGGCUGAGAGUCAAGCGCAACUUCGGUCGCUCGUACCUGUAGCGCUUCGUGUGCAACGUCAAGUUGCUGUACCUCCGAGCUCCAGCGCUACCAUCGUUGGCAAUCCCUCAAUUGCCCCGCCUCCUAGACGUCCAGUUCCUGCCCCUCCAGCUCCAGCACCUCGACUUUCAGUUGGUAUCACGCCCCCACCGCCUCCUCCUCUACCCAUGGCACCUAAACCGGCAGAAAGUAGCUCCGUGUCGAAAGAAUUCGACACCUUCAUGGAGGAGGUUAAGGGAUUGCUGUGA